Ochlerotatus camptorhynchus is the source of this 8138-nucleotide messenger RNA. RefSeq names its product protein qui-1. The transcript is spliced from 22 exons. NCBI's taxonomy places the organism in Eukaryota, Metazoa, Arthropoda, Insecta, Diptera, Culicidae. The record is from RefSeq and is a predicted model, not a curated record. The coding region runs from base 1444 to 6432 and encodes 1662 amino acids. Gene Ontology annotation, molecular function: protein binding.
UUCGGUUGGAAAAUCCGCGUCGCUCUGCCAAACGGUUCUGAACUAGGUGUUAGGCAUACACACAGUGUUGCACAUAGACAUACAUUGGUUUACGGGGUUAAUUCUGGUAAUCUGUGGGAUAGACUGUGCUGGAAGUGUUCCUCGGACCUUCCACUGCCAGAGUUGUUGGUGGUGACGCAGCAGGUUGCGAAUUCUAGCAGAGUUUCGAAUCUUGGCAUCGUGUGGAUUGUGAGUUGGAAAUUCAAUGCAUCUACUAGUGGUGUAGGAGAAGUUGGAGUUCAGAUAGUGGAUUUCAUAGCUUGCACCCCAUGGCGAAGGAAGUUGUAUUACGGGCUAUUUUGAUGAGCGGUGCCUCUAUGUAGAAAAAUAAGGAAGUACAUAAUAAAGUAUAAAUAGAGCAGUGAAAAAUUUCUGUAGAGCUUGCCGACUCCGAAGCUAUUUAUGUUUGCACUUAUUAUGGAGAAGAAAUAGUGUAGUAGUGCAGAUUUCACCAGGCUGGAUGUCAGUGAGAUUGAAAUAGAAAGAGGAAACUCAACGAGGGAGUGAAAAUUAAGGAUAAUAUCCAUGCAAAGCGCUUCGAUGAUGCUGAAAAUAAUUUAAUUGUGAGAUGUAAGAUCAAACGGUGAUAGAAGUGUAGAUUCGUGAAGAAUUCCAAUUAUAUCAAAACGUUUUCAGACGAGAGCAUAAUCAAACAGUGAAUCGAAAUUAUUAAUUCUGUUACGCUAUUGCUGAUGAUAUUACAUUAAACCGAACCUAAGAAAAACGAAUGCUCAUUAGCGACACGUGUUUCAGGACACACACAAGGAGAAAAGUUACCAGUGAAGGAAAUUGAAUUUGGAAUCGACCAACUGUAGGUUGGUGCUCUGCUCCGUUGGUGAAUCAAUUUCGCAGUUGGACGUCAUAAAUUUAGAUUUCUCAGACUCAGCAUCAAAAGAUGCUCCAGGUGUGAUGCAAUCUUCAUCUGGCAUGAUUAUCAGUGAAGGAAAAACGCAACCCGGCCAAGCGGAAAUGUAGAGGAAAAACGCAAUCAGCAGCUCAACUACACCGCUUCUUUUCGAUGACUUGCUCACCUGCCCUGCAGCGAAUUCAUUCAAGGAACGCGUAACAAGCUUUCUUCGAGUGAAAUAACAUCUUUCCUGAAGUGGUCUUUGUUGCAUCGCAUCGGUAGUGCUCCGACCACAACCUCGGCCGAACAUAAAAAGCAAAAGUAAAAUUAAAGCACAAAAGCAAGAUUUCCGCCUGUUGAACAGUUGCCGUGGAGGAUUUGCAGGGUUGGAACUCGAAGACGUCAAGGAAAGUCCCUGUCGGUGGCAGUGAAUUCAACCAAAGUGUGUAUGUUUGUGUGUGAGUGGGAAUAACCACAAGGCGUUUCAACAGUGCCAUCGGGGGCGCGUGUCAAAUGUGAGGAAAACGAGGUCUUGGGAAAAGUAGAUCGGUAGAACCAUGGCCGCUGUAAUCGAGGAAGCCGUCUUCAAUGCACUGAGAGGGCAUCACAACGAGAAGACGAAGCUACCGUCUCCUCGCAUUAUCAAGAUUUAUGUUGCCAGCUUAAAGGAAGACUUCAAAGAGGAACGACGGUUGCUGCUCGAAGUGAUUGGACCCGAUUUACAGUCGGCUUACGAUGAUCGACAAAUUGAGGUUGAGCUUGUGGACAUCCAUUUUGGAACGGGUAGCGGCUGUUCGGUGGUGGACUUGGAUCCAUAUGUGCUGGAUGAUCACCUAUACGAAAUCGAAACGUGCCAUCGAGUUUCCAAAAGUGUAUUUUUAAUUAUAUUGUUAGGAUCACGUUUGGGCAAUUUUUUGCUCCCAACGAAGCUAGAUUCAGAAAUUUUUACGGCAAUCAGCAAGCGCACGACGGCGGACGAGUGCGAGUGCCUCAGGAAAUGGUACCAGGAGGAUUCGGCCACGGGGAAGUUCGUGCUACGGACGCAAUUUAGGACAAAAGAACGUCAGGAGUGGAUUACGGAAAGUCGGCAGCUGGGCGAUAUUCUUGAGAACAAAAUCGACGAGAUUCUGAAGGCAUUCCAGGAUGGUGGUGGAGGUGCUGACGAAGGAGGAGGAGGGAGUGGUGAACUGCUAGAUGGAGUCAAGUUAAUCGAUAGCGAACAGUUCUGUGAUAAACUUAAACGACUGAAAACCAGAGCCCUCGAGCUGGAGAUCCAGAAGGGAUUGGCCUGCUCGAAGGAAAACGUUUUGGCAAUUUUUCGCCAGUGGGAUGCGGAUAACGGAAAUGGCCCCAGCGAUGAGAGCCGAGUGGAACAAAUAAAAUCAUCUCUUAUGGAAGCAAUACCUCCCGACAAUCAAGAAACGUUAACGGCACCUUGGACAGAAAGAGGUAUCGAUCCAGAGCUGGACAGCCACGAGAGCUACCUGACUAACUUCAAGGAACAAAUCUACGAUAAGCUGAAAAACGCCAUGGACAAAAGCUUGGCAAAAGACCCAAAUGGGGGCAAGGGCCGGAAGAAAACCGUACAGGAAAUAUUUCACGAACAUUCCACCCACCUAAUGUACUUGAAUGAGCAUCUCAGUGCCGGCAAAUACAUAUCAUCUAAAAUCCCGGACCGGAUACGACAGAAUGUUCAACUGAACUACCGCUCUGGCAGCCGGCACCCACCGUACUUCAUCUACGGUGGACACGGCAGCGGCAAAAGCACACUCCUAUCGCACAUCUACUCGCAACUAACGGGCUGGUUCGAGCACAUUAAAGUGCAUCGUGUGAUCCGGUAUGCAGCAGCCACCCCCCGAUCAGCCUACAACCUGGAAUUGUUGAGAGUAAUCUGUCAACAGCUGGCAAUCAUUCUCAAUAUACCGGAAGGCUAUUUGCCCAAGGAUGCCUCGUUUGAUCCGCUUUACAUAAAUAAUUGGUUUCAGAAUCUAUUGAAACACUGCGAAGACUUGCACAACGAGAUAUUGUUUCUCUUCAUCGAUGACUUGCACAGGUUGAACCCAUUGGAUUGUGACAUUGUGGCAGCCCUCUCAUGGCUUCCAAUCAGCCUACCGUGGAACGUAUUCCUGGUACUUUCGACCACUGUGCCGAUCGAGUCGCUUAAACUCACGCCGAUGCAGAAGGAACGCUUUAAAAAUUCCGAUUACUUAUUCGAUCUCUCGUUGGAACAGAAUGAAACAGUCGUACGGAGAGAGGAUAAUUCAGAGUCCUUUGAACAAUACAUGAAUAACAUAUUCGACAUGAUGGAGCAGCGCUUUGGAGUCAAAGGCUUCAGCAAACUGGCAAUCUACAUUACGUGCUCCGAGUAUGGUUUGACCGAGACCGAGUUUCUAGAGCUCUUGAUGCCUAUCCAGGACUCAGAGGCACUCAUCGAUUCGAGGGAGGGUGGUUUCAAUUUCUCCACAUUCCAAACCGCCCGAAAUGCGAUGAGAGCCCUUCUGCGGGAGAAACUAAUGUCCGGAAAGUUGCUCAUCGUUUGGCGGCACAGUCUCUGCUCGGAUAUCACCAAAGUGCGCUACAUGACACCGGAAAUCUCCCGGACGGUCCAUUCGGAAAUUGUGAAUUUGUUUUUCCCACCAGAUAGCGAAGAGAGUGACGAGAUUUCCAGUGCACAAAACAGCAGAAAAUCCAGUAUCCAAACGCAACACGACGAUAACGUGACGCAAAUCAUUACGUUGGGACCGGACAUCUCCUACAGCAUACGGCACGUUGAGGAAUCCUGGCAUCAUCUAAUUAAAUCCGAUGAUACGAAAAAACUCAAAGAGAUUGCGGUGUGCAAUUUCGACUUUCUGCUGGCGGCGGUACAAACGGUGUCAAUUAGCUAUCUGAGAUGUUUAAUAGAGCACGUGCGAUGUUACAUUUUGGAUCGAGAUAUCGAGCUGGUAUACUAUACAAUUCGGAAGUCGAGCGAUGUACUCACCAGAGAUCCAAUGCAGCUAGGAGCUCAGCUGAUAUCCUGGCUCAAAUCAGUGGCAGCCCACGAAGGCCCUCAGGCGUUGCUGAGCGUGACAGUUCAAUCAGCGACGGCAUGGUGCGAUGGCUACACGGUCCCGCUACUGGUGCCCCUCACGGGUUGGCUCCCGGUGCCGCUUCCAUCCCAGAUACGAUGCAUGGCCGUUCCAGGCAUGGGACCGGUACGCUACAUAGAGGUUUCACCCUCGAAGCAACAUCUAAUCCUCUCGCCAAAGGUGGGCGACCCCCAGCUAUGGCACAUAAUGAGCAACAGUUUGGUUCACACAUUCAAGGGUCACAGCGGUCCAGUUACGUAUAUGAAGGUACAAUCGCAGUACCUGCUCACCGCAUCCGAGGACACAUCUGUUAUCGUAUGGGACAUGCAAACACUGGGGAUGAAGUUGAGAUUAUGCGAACACAUAGCCCCGGUAACGUGCUGUACGUUGGCAUUGGAUAAUAAGUACAUUAUCAGCAGCAGCGAGGACUCCAGCAUCAUCGUAGCCCUGUUUGACUGUGGGAAGGUGAUCACAAAAAUCGACCAUCACCGGGGUCCGGUCACGGCCAUCCACGUGGCCAUGCCAAGCGAGGUGCUGGUUUCUUCCAGCCACGAUGCCACAGUGUGUUUAUGGUCCCUGGACAAUUUCACCCUACUGAACUGCAUCCAGUUAGCUCAUCCGGUGCUUAACUUUCAAAUAUCCUGUGAUUCGAUAUUUCUACUGGCGUAUUGUGAUGACAAUGGUCUUUACCUGCGAGCUCUCGCAACGGGCACCGAGCUGCACGCUUUAAAAGGACACAAAUCGAAGGUCCGAGCUCUUUGCAUUGCCAUGGACAGCCAACGGGCCAUCGUGGGAGGUGAGGAUACCCGUGCCCUGAUCUUCGACAUGCACUCCGGCCGAGUGAUUCGGUCACUUCCCCCCAAUCCUGGUCCGGUAUCUGCGGUAUACGUAAUGGCAAAGGACGACUAUCUCAUAACAGCCGGUGGCAACAAAAUCACCUUCUAUUCAUUCCGUAACGAGGACUCGCUAAUCAACUACUUCCCCAAAAAGAAGAAAACCUUGAAGAAAAUUGCCAAAAGUCGCAUCGCUCUGGCAGCUACAGCAAGUCCUGUGAUUUGUUUCGAUAUUUCUAGAGAUUCAACCAUGGCAGCCGUAGCGUCUAGUCGAUGCAUUCAAAUUUGGCAAUUGAAUACCCCGGAAUUGACAGCUAUCCUCGAGGGGCACAGUGCAACGGUGACAUGUGUGAGCUUCGCACCGAACUGUGAGUUUGUUGCGUCUGGAUCGGAAGAUAAGACUGUGAAUGUUUGGAGUUUGGCACUGGGAACGGUUACGGUGACAUUCAAGGGUCACAAUACGUUCAUCACUUCGGUUACGUUCUUGAUGGAUUCGCGUCGAAUUAUUUCAGCUGAUCGAGAAAGCAGUCUGUUCGUCUGGAUGGCUGACUCUGGUACUGUACUGCAAAGUGUUCAAGGACCUUUCAAAUGUCUAGCAGUCACAAAUAAUAUGAAGUUUGCGGUUUGUACCAACGGAGACACGAGUUUACGGAUAUGGUCCCUCACGAGAGAAGACGAAAAGUUCUUAGUCUCGCACUCAGGGGAGAUCACUUGUUUCAUAAUCACAGCUGAUUCGUUGUACUUGAUAUCCGGUUCGAAGGAUAUGUCACUUAAAGUGUGGCAAGCCUCUGGUGGAAAACUAGCCCAGGUAUUGGUAGGUCACACAGAUGCAGUUACUUGCGUAGCAGUUUCUGUUACCAAUAAGAGUCAAGUCAUAUCCGGAUCCAAGGAUUCCAACUUAAUAAUAUGGGAUAUUCAUACGGGUGAAGAGAUUCAUACGCUCGCUGGUCAUCUAGCGCCAGUUACCUGCGUUAAAGUCUCAGCAGACGGAACAACCGCCGUUUCAGGAAGUGACGACAAAACGUUGAUCGUUUGGGAGAUAAAACGUGGGCUUGCUCUAACAUCUCUCCAGAUUCAUGUUCAAUUCUCCCGUUUUGAUAUAAGUAUGGAGUGUUCCAGGAUCGUAGUUCAAUUAGUAGACAGUUCCUGUCUUCCCAUCAUUUGCCUGCAUAACUCUCCUGCUUCGUAUAUCAAGCUUCCCACUUACUCUGCUCCAGCACGAGACGUCGAAGAUCUGCGACCCGCUGGCCCGAAACGACCAGCACGAAGAUUGCUGAAAAAGGAAGUGUCUCUCGAUACCUACACCUGGCAAAAGAAGUAUGCACACCUGACUUCAUCGGUCAUGAUGGCUCAGGUAGACGAAAGACUGAAACGCCGCUUCUCAGUAUCGGCAAGCAUGGAGGAAAUCUCAAAACUGGCAGAAACCAAGACGAUGGAGUCACAGCAAAACAUAGGCCCCGAACAGGCUGCACUGGCUCAAUCGCAGCACUUUGAUCAGCUGGAAGCCCUGUGGAAUAAACGAUCUCCUCCAAGAAGACGAGUAAAUGCGUCACUCUCACGACAGAGUUCCCUGGUAGAAGACCGCAUUGAAUCGUCCGAUGAGGAUGAGUUUCUUGAGGAACGCGCAGACGUUCUAGCGGACUAAGUGUUGAAAUAGCAAUUAAGACCGAUUCAUUAAAUCAAUUUCACAAGUUUUAUAGGUUCACCGAACGAGAACAUUUCAAACAUUCCAGCAAGUUCUAUCUCUGAAACGGCUGCAGUGCUGCUUGUCGUCAAAUGCUGAAAGUUCGAUCGAAAAGCUUUCUCCCAUUAUGGCCAUCUCUGAAUAGUGCAUAUCAUUUCUUUAGCAUGUCUGUAUGUACGUGAGCUUUCCUUUUUCGGACGCAGCCGCAGCAGUUGAAAGCAUAAGCAUACUUCCCACCCACCCGAACAAAAGCACAUGUAGCAAACUACCCUCCCUGGAGAAAAAAAAACAGACUGGAACAUAACAGUUUUAAAGCAUCAAAUUGAAAUCACAAAAAUUGAAAAGCUCACAAAAAGGCCGUGAAAUUAUGUACACUAUUGGAAAUAUAUAAGGACAUUGUUUUGUGAUGACGAAUUCGAUUGGAUCCGUUUCGGUUUUUCCUUUCCAUUUUACUAUAGCUUCCUUCUCUCUAGUGUGCUUAAGUGAUAGGCGUUAAGGAUCGGUGGAUUUUAAUACGUAAGUGACAGUGGAAUGGGAUGCUUAUUUGGGGACGGAAUAUAUGAAUAGCUAAUAUCCUACUGGAAGUGUUCAGGAAAUAUACAAAAAUGAUGUGACGAAAAAAAAAAUCGGUGGUAUACAUAUAUGCUCAGUUGGUUUAUAUAACUUUAAAUCUAAAUGCACAUUUUCAACAGUUGCCAAAAAGUACUAAAUAUGGACAGGUCAAAUGUUUUUAAUAUUUAGCGAAUUAUAUGUAUAUUUUUUUUAUUUUAUUUGUCGCUAGUUAUUUUUAAUUUUUCAUUCAAAUAAUUUUGUAGAGCAAAUUUUAAAAUGCAUUGGAGUCCGCAAAAGUAAAUCAAAACUUCAAUGUAUGAUUAAAUCUGAACUAUUUUUUUACUAACUUGAAUUCUGAGAAAAAUAUUCAAAUUCGUAUUCAGGGAAGAAAAGUCAGUCAAUUUCAGAAUGAUGCCAAGGUGGAUCUGGUUCCUCAAUAUUGAACAAUAUACCUCGUGGUUUGCAAAAUUUGAGUGCAUUUAUUGACCGUUGCAAAUUAAAAGAGAUUGAACCGUUUCAUACAUCCAACGCGUGUCAGCGGAGCUUUUAUUGCUGAGUAUCACAAGAAGCUGAACCAGCACCUCAACAAUCUUGGAAAAGCAGUGCUGCAAAACUUCAUUGUCAAUACCUACAAAAUGCUGAAUUUCACAAGCCACCUGAUGUUAGUAUCAGUUCACACAGUUAGAAUACUAAUAUCAUUCGCCUCAAUGUCAGUCAGCAAUUGACAUUGACAUCGUUAAAGGACCACUGAUAUUUUAAGCUCUACCGUAAUUUUAUCUUAUAUACAAUGCUGAUAAAAACCAUUUCUUCUACACUCAACUUAGCUGAAAAUGAAGACAACCUUAACAGAUAGACCAACUACCUGAUUGAAUUUGAAUUUGGACAUAACAACAUUCUCUUGAUCAAGGCAACCUCUGAGUAUCGAAGUCAACAUUUUUCACUCGUGGCUGGAUUUUCAUUAUCGCUUCUGUUGUUGUCAAUAUUAAUAUUCGUCUUCAUCAUGGUGGGGAUGAUUUUGAGGAUCAAAUGCAAAAUGAUUAUUUUCAUUUUACACAAAUGUAGCGCUGAAGAACGUAUCGUGUUGGUUUUUACACACAGAUCGAUAGCAAAUUAUU